CAGGCGGCUUCAUCUGGAGGCCACGAGCAGGUGGUGAAGCUGCUGCUUGACAAGGGCGCCGACGUUAACGCGCAGGGUGGAGUAUGCGGCCACGCACUCCAGGCGGCUUUAUCUAGAGGCCACGAGCAGGUGGUGAAGCUGCUGCUUGACAAAGGCGCCGACGUUAACGCGCAGGGUGGAGAAUACGGCAACGCACUCCAGGCGGCUUCAGAAGGAAGCCACGAGCAGGUGGUGAAGCUGCUGCUU
This is a messenger RNA of Mytilinidion resinicola, 246 nucleotides long. RefSeq names its product ankyrin. The annotation marks the transcript as partial. The record is from RefSeq and is a predicted model, not a curated record. The transcript has a single exon. NCBI's taxonomy places the organism in Eukaryota, Fungi, Ascomycota, Dothideomycetes, Mytilinidiales, Mytilinidiaceae. Gene Ontology annotation, molecular function: protein binding.